Messenger RNA from Mycena citricolor, 763 nucleotides. The record is from the annotation of a GenBank genome assembly. NCBI's taxonomy places the organism in Eukaryota, Fungi, Basidiomycota, Agaricomycetes, Agaricales, Mycenaceae.
GCAACAACGACAUUCUGCAUUCUCUUUCUCUCGCGACGCGUCGGGAAUCGACUCGGAUUUUGUGAUUGGCCCUCUCACACCAUACGAAGAGACAGCGUGUCUGUGCGAGCCAUACUUGGCGCCAGCGCCCGUGAUUCCUCGGCGCUCUCACCUCAAUUCAGCUGGAAGACGAAAUGUUGUGGUUCUGAAGCACGCGAGGUCCAGCAACGGUCGGGUCUCUUCUCGGAGCUGAUGGUCGCCAAUUGUUAGCAGAUGGGCAUGCCUACUUUUGGUUGCUCUUUGCUGGUGUCCAUUCCUGCUCUCGGGCCACAGCGACGGGUCGGCUCCCGAGAUGUUCGCAGCGUUUCGUUUAUGGAGGGCUCCUACAGGACGUCGAGCAGUCAGAGGCCCUCAAUCUUCAUGCGCGUCACUCGAGAUAGGAUCUCAUUCAUGGGUUACAAGUGGAUGUUGACAAUGUAUCGACAUUUCGAACUUUUCUAGGCGUACCAACGCUGCUUUGCACCCCAAAUCCCCAGUCACCCGUAUGCACUCUCGUCGGCGAUGAUCGCUGACAAAGCCACCAGGUCCGAGCAGACGCGGUUAUCUCAUUUCUCGAUUGACGCCACACGCACUCAUUGCACGUCCUCCCCCACAAACGCCGGUACAUACGCAGUCGCUUCGCGCCACAUGGAGAUGCAGCGACUGAAAUGCAACGUCGAUUCGCCGACGCCGCCGCUGGAUUUAUCCGCAAAUAUCCAAACAACUGUCUUGCGGAUUGGGAUGG